CCUCCAGUCUACUGUCCCGAGAGUGGAGUUUGCGCAAUGUUAUCAGCUCCGCCAUUGACGGAGUCGCUGGAGAAAAUUGCACAUAGCCUGUCGCGUUUGUUCUUAGUAAGUAUUCGACGUCUAGAUCAUGUAUUCUCACAACUGAAUUUAGUGUCGUUAAUACAUACGGUUGUUUACAUCUACAUGAUUGGAUUUGCAUAAACUGUACGGCAGAAGUUGUCAAGCCUCCUGCAUCGUUAGCUAGCUUACGCACACCUAGCCAGCAGCGAGCGUGUCGUGCACGGCUGCGUCGCCCGUGUGCUCCACUCCAUGGAUCCAAGAAUCGCCUGGUUCCAGCCAGAACAGCUCGGCCCUGCCAAUAGCGCGUGGAUGAAUAUUUGGGAAACGACACAAGGUCUGGGCAAUUUGAGUUUGAGUAAUCAUAACAACCACGGCUCUGCUGUGUGGAACACGCCCACCACCAAGACGAGCCCUAGUACAACGGUAUCCGUGAACUGGGGCACGGGCAACGUGAUUCAGAACGGAGUCCCCGACGCUGUCACGAGCAGCAGUGAGACGAGGAUGCAAGGGACGAUCAAUCCAAAAGGCGAUAAUGAAAUAGAACAUAAAUUCGACCUAUUGGAAGCAAAUAUCAACCAGCAUCCUGCGGGGAGGGGUAGUAGUGGACCUUGGGUAGUGGGUGGCACUGCGUUCGGUAGCCUCAGAGAAAGAGAAUGUGGACUUGGGAACAGACGGAGAAGAGACAACCGAGCGAGCACUUUCGGAUUUAACCGCAGUUUAUUGAGUAUUGGCAGUAACUCUGCAGUGGACGACGCUGGGUGCCAUGGAGUUGGUUACACAGGCACGCCUUGGAAAACCAGGAACUACUCUGCAGGGAUUUUGGGGCUCCAUGAGGAGAUCCAGGAUUUCUAUGCCUACAUGUCUCCACGGCCGGAGGAGGAGAGGAUGAGGAGGGAGGUGGUGGAGAGGAUAGAGCGGGUUAUUAAGGACCUUUGGCCCACUGCUGACGUUCAGGUAUUUGGGAGUUUCAGCACAGGUCUCUAUCUACCUACCAGUGACAUUGACCUGGUGGUGUUUGGGAAGUUCAGGGAAGGAGACAGCCUCCCACUGUGGAGGUUAGAGGAGGCCCUGAGGAAACACAAAGUGGUGGAGGAGAAUUCUGUCAAAGUGCUGGACAAGGCCACGGUGCCAAUCAUCAAACUGACAGACUCUCUCACGGAGGUCAAAGUUGACAUCAGUUUCAACAUGAAGAAUGCUGUCAAAGCUGCUGCCCUCAUUAAAGAUUAUAAAAAGAAAUAUCCUGUGCUUCCAUACCUGGUGCUAGUCCUGAAACAGUUCUUAUUACAAAGAGACAUGAAUGAAGUGUUUACAGGAGGAAUCAGCUCCUACUGCCUCUUCCUCAUCGCUGUCAGCUUCUUACAGCUCCAUAGCAGAGAGGACGCCUGCAGUCCCAACGCCAACACUGGCGUCCUGCUCAUAGAGUUCUUUGAGCUGUACGGCCGCCAUUUUAACUACCUGAAGACGGGGAUCCGGAUCAAAGACGGGGGGUGCUACCUCUCCAAAGACGAGGUCCAGAAGAGCAUGCUGGAUGGAUACAGGCCAUCCCUGCUCUACAUCGAGGAUCCACUGCAGCCAGGUAAUGAUGUGGGCCGUAGCUCGUACGGGGCCAUGCAGGUGAAGCAGGUGUUUGACUAUGCCUACAUGGUGCUGAGCCACGCUGUGUCGCCCAUCGCCAAGUACUACCCCAACAACCACAGCGAGAGUAUACUGGGCAGAAUAAUCCGGGUGACUCAGGAAGUGGCAGAAUACAGGGACUGGAUCACCAUGAAGUGGGCUGAUCUAUCACUGAACUCCCUGACCUUAAACGGAAAUGAUGUCACGUUGCUGGUGGAGCCUCAGCAGGAGUACGAAUGCAACAACAAUCUCUCUGAGGAAGGGGCGGAAUCACCAAGCUCCUCCUCUCCUCCUCCUUCCUCUCCAUCCUCCUCUUCAUCAUCCUCCUCGCCGCAGUCUUCAUCAGCUAGCUCCAGCGACGCUGAUUCGGACGGAAGCCCCUGUAAAACGGUGUUGCCGCGUGGCAGGCGGGGCUUAUCCGCACACAGAGCUGCUCCCCUAGGAUUGACCAAUCACAGGGCUACAAGUUCCUCUUCCGGAAGCCAUGUGAGCCACUCGAACAAGAGCAAGGUGGACAGAGAAAGUUUGACGUCUCGUCAGAACAGCCAUGCCAACACACAGCCAAGCACAGAAACAGGACAGUCGUCAUGCAGGAACCACCAAGGCAGCAGGCGGAGCUGUACGGGCAGGAGGAAGAAGCCUCAGCACCAACGCAAACCUGCGCCUGCGGUGGAGGACCUCUGUAGAUAGGAUGCGCCAUGUCACAGAACUCAACUCCACUCUCUGCCGCCGAAACAAAGGCCAUCGUGUUACUCUUACCAGGGCUUUUGGUCGUGAUAUUUUUAAAGCCAAGUUGGAAGGAGAUUUCUCCUUUUUCUGUUAGUUGAAUGGGCAGAUUGACGCUAUCCUCGUCUUGAGGGCAUAGUCUUUCUGUAAUUUGAACACACUGCCCAUUGGAGGAAGGUUGUCGAGCCUGAACAGUUGUUCCUGUACUUUAUGAAGUGGCAAUACACCCUGGUGCAUUGGUUGGGUCUAUACUGGCAGUUAAACUUUACAGCAUAAAUGACAAGGGAAAAUGUAUGGUAUAAAACUAUGGAUAUUAUUGCUAUAUUGGGCAAAAUGCUUGCACUGACAACACGAGUUGUUGAAAAUGUACGUAUUUCAGCAACUCAUCUACAUUUGCAAUGGAAAAAGUAGAGCAAAAUGUUAUUUAAAAAGGCGAAAUGGAGGUUAGAGUGAGACAGAAAAAAAAAAACAAUGGAUAGGGAUUGUAUAUUUUUCACCAGCUGAAUUAAAAUGAAUAUCGAUUUGCCAUCUCUCCUGGACUGGUCCAAGUGUGGGUUCUAAGUGCCAACUCCAACCAUCAGCAAAAUAGAUUACUACAGUACCAUGUAUGAGAGCACAAGAUCACGAAAGGAUCAGGCCAAGGGAUCAGCCCAAAUGGACCAGUUUCCGUGCAUAAAGGGGAUGAUUUUUGUAAUGAUCUGUUCAAUGGCUAUUUCACAAUACUGUUUAAUCACCGUAAUAUCUUACAGUCUAAUGUACCUACUGGUAGAAUACAAAAUGCCACAAUAUCUGCAAUUUGCAAACUUCCUGUACAUGAAAACAUCAGUACUCCACUAUUUUGCCUAUUUACAAAAUGAUUUGUAUUUGUUUAUGUAUUUAUUUUUUUAGUAUAUUUAUAUGAAUCUAUAAAUGUUACGCCCUGUGGAUGGAAAGGUUAGGAAUAGCCUGUAUGCGUGUGUAAGAGAGGGUUCAGAUGCACAUUUUGUGCCGACUAUCUCAGACGCCUCGGUUCUAAAAGUCUUACACCCCAGAAUGGUUUUGGAAAUGGUGUCUAACACUUUGCUUUUACGUAUCCGGUGCUUUCAGGCCACUGAUUGAAAGUCAUUGGCUUUGUUCAAUUUCUGUCUCUAGCCCUUUUCUCUAGCUCUUACUUCUUCCUUGUCUGGCUUUUAUACAAAAGGAUUGGACUGGAUGUCAACAAUAUGGUGAUAGUUCCUCCGAGCCUUUAACGAGGGUGAGUUCCUCCAAGCCUUUACCGAGGGUGAGUGCAGCUUCUUCCCAAGUCACUUUCACCCAUCUAAUCCUUUCAGAUCCGCCUAAAGAAUAUAGGCCCAACUUUGACAGUGCAAAUAAAUUGUGCUACUGUUAAUUGAGAACAUUAUACACCUUACACACUGCAUUCAUUUUAAAAGUUAGAUAAAGUUUCAACAAGAGCACUACUUUUGACGUUAUCAGAAUGGCAGGUUGACGUUUAUUGGGACGAAUCUCGUCUUGGAAGCAGAGCGAUUUCUGAUAAGGUUAGCAGUGUGGUUGGGGGUUAGGGUUCAAAUCAGAUGUUGACUGUGGCUGUGCCAGCUAGUGACUAGCCUGCAGUGGCCUCCAGUACAUGAGUCAUCCCAAUGAAUUCCAGCAUCAAAAUGUCACUAAGGGUUGGGCCACUGUUAGUCCUAGCAUUUUCUUCUUUUUUUUUUCAAAAAUUGGUCCUCACAAAACAUUUUGUGUGCAGUCUAGACAUUUGUUCCAACCUUCAAGAUAGCUCAUUGUUUUACAAGUGAUAAUAUAUUGUAAAAUAAAUGCAUAUUUCCCAUUGCCUGUUCUUUAUUAUAUGUGAUUAGAAUAUAACAAAAUUCAUUGAUUAAGGAAUGUUUUUUUUCUUCCUGUUUUGUCUUUCACGGCAAAUGUGUUCAUGUGUUCACUGCCCAAUCAUUUCAACAUUGAAUUGGUUUUUCAAGCAGACGAGCCACCAUCAAACAUCCUAGAAGUCAACAAGAUGAUUGUUUACAUUCAGUAUGCCAUUGUCAAUUCAAUACCAGUCAACAUUUCUCUCCGCGUUCCAACCAUGAAUGAAUUUGAAGAUGGGAAAAGGGUUUUAUUGCUGUGAACAGUAAAGCUGUUUUGUUGAAUGGUAAUUUUCCUUAUCUUUUCUUAGCGUUGUCUACAGCAAGUGUACAAUCCCUGCAUUGAAGUUGUAUUUUCAUAUGAUUGAUAUUAUUUAGCUAAUUAUAUUUUUGUGGAAGAUGAAUAGAUAUAAAUGUCAAGAACCCUGAGGGUAAAAGUGGCAAGUGGGAAAAUGUAAGUCUCUCAUUAUUAAAAUAAACUUUUGAAAGAA
This is a messenger RNA of Oncorhynchus mykiss (rainbow trout), 4729 nucleotides long. Its product is annotated as terminal nucleotidyltransferase 4B. The record is from RefSeq and is a predicted model, not a curated record. Lineage: Eukaryota; Metazoa; Chordata; Actinopteri; Salmoniformes; Salmonidae. Gene Ontology annotation, biological process: RNA 3'-end processing; polyadenylation-dependent ncRNA catabolic process. Gene Ontology annotation, cellular component: nucleolus; TRAMP complex. Gene Ontology annotation, molecular function: poly(A) RNA polymerase activity; mRNA binding.